AUGCGUUAUGUCUCCCGUAACCGACCUUUCGUCGUCCGGAAAGGCGCCGAAGACUGGAAAGCUCGUAGGAUGUGGAAUGCGAAAUAUCUCACCGAAGUGAUGCAACAUCAGACUGUUAAUGUUGCAGUUACUCCUCAUGGCAACGCUGACUCUAUCGUUGAACUCGAGGACGACGACCUCCUCUUUGUAAAACCCUACUCCACAUCCGCCCCCUUCAGCGCUGUCAUUCGCUCCAUCCAAUCCCAAGAACAUCACCCCUCCGGUCACACCUCCGCAACGCGGUACGCCCAAACCCAGAAUGACAACCUGCGAAACGAAUACAUUUCCCUUUUCUCUGACGUGCCUAAAGACAUCCCCUUUGCUAAAAUCGCGUUAGAAAAGGGUCCUGAUGCGAUUAAUUUCUGGCUCGGAAAUAGUCAUUCUACGACCGCGCUGCACAAGGAUAAUUACGAGAAUGUGUAUGUGCAAGUGCUAGGGAAGAAGCAUUUUACGCUGUUGCCGCCUGUGGAAAGCGCGUGUGUGAAUGAGAAGGCAGUGUUGGCGGCGACGUACGCGCCGAGGGAUUCUCUGCCUUCGAGUCGGUCUUCUUCGCCGCUGGACUUGCACUCAACUCCUGGGACUUCCCCAGGCGUGAUGUCCGAGGCUGACCAAGAGGCCGCAUUGAAAGAUUUGGUGAUUUGUGUAGAUGAGCCCGAGGAAAGCGUGCCGUUUGCAACGUGGGAUCCUGAUGAACCGGGGAAGCGGCCGACGCCGUUUAGUAAACAUAGCCAGCCGCUGAGGGUGACGUUGGAUGAAGGUGAUAUGUUGUAUUUACCAGCAUUGUGGUACCACAAAGUAACCCAAACCUGCUCCACCGAAGCCAUAUGCUGUGCAGUGAACUAUUGGUACGACCUCGAUUUCAGUGGCUCAUUUUGGCCUCUGUCAACGUUUACCCGCGGCAUUGGACUCUUGAGUACAAGACAGAACCUGGGGCAGGAGGAUGGUGUGAUUGAACAUGAAGGUCGGAGAAAAGGGGAUCAAGUUGGAGUGGGAGGUGGAAUUGGUGGUAGGGAUGUGGUGGAGAUAGUAGAUCCGCCUUAUGAAGAUCAGUGGUAUGAUUACGGGAUGGAGAUUAUGCAUUAUUGA
Molecule: messenger RNA, 1125 nt
Organism: Lindgomyces ingoldianus
Lineage: Eukaryota; Fungi; Ascomycota; Dothideomycetes; Pleosporales; Lindgomycetaceae
Product: Clavaminate synthase-like protein
Exons: 3
Coding region: 1-1125 (374 amino acids)
Molecular function (GO): 2-oxoglutarate-dependent dioxygenase activity
Source: RefSeq, a predicted model, not a curated record